GUUCCGUUGCUAGGAGGCAUUUUCGAAGCCUGCAUCCCAACCGCUCCAGUUGUACGCACACGUACGACUCUCGGAUCCACGGAUCGUGUGUUUUGUGUUGAAGACUUGUUGAUGUGUAACCAUGGAGCGUUUAAUUUUAGUUUGAAUCCUUAACGAAGUAUUCGAAGCGUUCCUGUCAUUCGAUAGAGCUCAAUUUCACGACUUGCUAUUGAAUUCGUUCUUGCCUCAUUUGCUCCUGACAAAUACGAGAAAAUUGCUUUAAACUUUGGCCGAAAUUCUACAUGAAAGAAGGUUUCAGGGUCAUUAUAUGCCCUAUCAUCUUGGCCUCGUAUCCUGAUAAGCUCGUAACAAUUGCGUCAAAAAGGUCUCUUGAAAUACUCCUUUUUUUUCGUGUUCUCUUUUUGUAACGCUCGCAAUGAUGAAUAGGUGUCUAGCUUAAUGCUGCCGUGUGUGUCAGCAUCCCGUUGUGCUAACGACACACCGGUUUCUUCUAGUGUACGGUCACCAUGAACAUGACUCGUCUUUCUCCAGCUCCUUUGUUCAACUAUCAUAUCUCAUUCACGAGCACGUAGACCUCGUAUCCUCCAACCAUGACUUGCAUAAUAUGCAUAUGUUCAUUUCAGACCUGUUGCAGAUUCCGACGCUACCGUAGAUUGGUGCAUAUUGGACGGCCAGUUGAAAAACAAAAAUCUGCUUAAGUAAACACAAUGUUUGCUUAAAUAUAGAAUAUUGUUGACGUCACGCUCAGUAAAUGGUUUAAGGUUAGCAGCGUUGCCAUGCGAUCGAUACCGAGAAAGGCUUCCCUUUGCGUUAGUGUAUUCAAAGUCCCCGAGUCCCGUUUCAUCCGGCUCGAUAGUUAGUGCCCUGCGAAACUCGUAGCCAGUCGGUCGUGUGUUUUUUUGUCUCGUUCACGUGUGAAUCCUCAUGUGCCUCUUUUACCCUAAGGGCACACAAAUUCAACACCCUAAAGGCACUAACGAAAAGAAACAGUUGGAUUGUUCCUUUUUAAAUUCUUUUUAUUGUGGCAUUUCAUCGCCAGAAAUUUUCCCCCUUUACCUUCUCUGCGCGGCAGGGUCACGCAUAAAUGGUGGUACGCUUUAAGCUCCAUCUCAUCCAGGACUCCCGCACCCAUGUCAAGGAGCCUUAUGAUUUCCAUUUGAAGCAACUUCAGUAUCAAAGCGCUCCUUGUUUCAUUGAUUGAUUUCCUUUUUUUUUGUACUCUGUUUGACCGGCUGUUUUCAUUCUGCUUGUAUAUCUCUUAUCGGUAUCAUUCAGGUUCGGUACUUUUCUUUUAUAACAAUAACCAGUUCUUUUAAUACAUUUCUCUCCUUUUCUGGUUUCCUUUACCCUCGUCUGGUCGGCAAAAAUGGUGUGCGGGAGUCCUUCGCGAGCGAAUAAGUUUCCCGUUUUAGUUGUUCUAGUAGUUGUUGUUACCGUUAUUGCGUUUCAAUCUCAACCGGUCGUCUCCUACCACGUGGAUGACGGCUCGGCUGUUUAUUACGAACGGUAUCCUUUGCACGGUCCCAAUAAACCCGAUAAUGAGCAAAUCGAAUCGUCCAACAUCCCCAUCCGCAAUGAAUCGAUUGGGAAUACGAAAGAGAUGGAUGAUGAAAGAUUUUCCGUCAACUGUACGGAACCAACGAUCCAGGACUUUCCGCCUGACAUGUUUACGCAAGAGCAACGCCAAAAAGGCGGUGUUGUGAUUCACUUCAUUUUAUGCAUUUACACAAUGUUGAUGAUCGGAGUCGUCAUUGACGAGUAUUUCGUACCUUCACUGGAAAUCAUUGCCGAAGUAUUGCAUAUGAGCCCUGAUGUAGCCGGAGCGACUAUUAUGGCCAUUGGAACUUCAUCACCGGAAUUGUUCAUUAAUAUUGUUGGCACGUUCAUUACGCAAGGAGAUAUUGGAGUCGGAACUAUUGUCGGCUCGGCUGCGUUCAACAUCUUAGCUGCACCCGCCUGCUGUGGAUUAUUCACUGGUUUCGCCGUUCCGCUGGAAUGGUGGCCGCUUACACGCGACUGCGCAAUCUACGGUUCCAUCGUUAUUGGAUUGGCUGUCGUCGUGUCGGACAAUCGGAUUUUCUGGUGGGAAGCUAUGAUACUCGUCGUUUGCUAUGGCGUUUUUCUAGCAGUCAUGUUUUGUAAUCGGACUUUGGAGCGAUGGGCGAACGCUGUUAUUACGCAAUUUCAAAGCUGUAGCGGCAAGAAAAAUAAGGAUGAAAUUAAAGACAAGGACGAACAAACUGCCAUGCAAUCAGGCGUCAUUGACAAAUCACCAAGCAUUACGAAAGAUCAAAUUGAAUUGAGUGACGCUGAGUGUCCGGCUUUGGAGGAUAGGGGAUCCCCAUCGCCGGAGCCACAAAACGCGGCUGUUAUUGAAGACGAACCGGAAGGUCCAGUUAAAUUUUUUCAGCCUCCGGAAGGCUCGUUUACGACCAAACUCUACUGGUACGUCAUGUGGCUGGGCAACUUGGUAUUUUUCUUGACGAUUCCGGAUGUUCGUCGUGGUAAAAAAUGGCGACGUACGUAUCCGCUGGCAUUCUUUAUUUGCAUUCUUUGGAUUGGAACUUUAUCAUAUCUCGUUGCUUGGUUCAUCACUGUCAUCGGAUAUACUUUGGGAAUUCCGGAUUCGGCCAUGGGUAUCACGUUCCUCGCAGCAGGUGGAAGUGUCCCGGAAGGAGUUGCCGCCGUCGUGGUAGCCCGUGCAGGUAAAGGUUCGAUGGGUAUCAGCAACUCUGUUGGCUCCAACACCUUUGACAUCCUUAUCUGCAUGGGUCUCCCUUGGCUUAUAAAGGCGGCCGUUAUGCCCGAAUACCCCGCCGAUGGUAAUUUCGUGGCAAUUAACUCUGGUGGAGUCGUCUAUAGCGUCUUGAUGCUGUUCUGCACUAUUUUGGUGCUUUACUUUGCCAUAGCCUUCAACAAGUUUGUUCUUGAUAGAAAGAUAGGUGCAAUUUUAUUGAUUUCGUACAUGGCUUUUCUAGUUCUAGCAGGCUGCUUUGAAAUGAAUGUUUUCAUGCCGGUUAAUGCACCCCCAUGUUAGUAGAUUAUUUAGAUGAAUGCAGUAACUAAAGUUUUGCUUGAGCACCCAAAUCGCUGAUAUAUUUGCUUCUGUCAGGGUCACUUGGUUUACAAAUGCAAUACACAAGGUUAAAAAUGUCAAA
Daphnia magna is the source of this 3158-nucleotide messenger RNA. It is a transcript of the gene zyd, whose product is annotated as sodium/potassium/calcium exchanger 3. The record is from RefSeq and is a predicted model, not a curated record. Gene Ontology annotation, cellular component: membrane. Gene Ontology annotation, biological process: intracellular calcium ion homeostasis; calcium ion transmembrane transport. Lineage: Eukaryota; Metazoa; Arthropoda; Branchiopoda; Diplostraca; Daphniidae. Bases 1367 to 3037 code for a protein of 556 amino acids. The transcript is spliced from 8 exons. Gene Ontology annotation, molecular function: calcium channel activity; calcium, potassium:sodium antiporter activity.